Ilex paraguariensis (yerba mate) is the source of this 2503-nucleotide messenger RNA. The record is from the annotation of a GenBank genome assembly. Lineage: Eukaryota; Viridiplantae; Streptophyta; Magnoliopsida; Aquifoliales; Aquifoliaceae.
UCAGCGCAUUUUAGCCCCCAAAACCCUACACUCUGCUACUGGAUUGGCGGCUGCUGGAGAGAUACGGAUCGAGGAAUGUUCGUCAAUGUAUAGAGAGAGAAAGUAGGGAGAGAGAUGGGCACUACGUUCCUCUCUCCACCAGCAAAACGUUCAAUCUACACCGCCACCGAAAUGUCCGACCCAACCGCCACCGUCAACGGUGGCGCUUCCUCCAAACGCUCAAAACCACCGCAGCUACCCCUCUCAGUCCCCUCCGGUCACGUGGCCUUCCGCGUUCUCUGCCAUGCGUCUUGUGUCGGCGGCGUCAUUGGAAAGUCCGGCACCAUCAUCAAACAACUCCAACUCGUCACCAACUCUAAGAUCCGAGUCGAAGACUCGCUCGACGACCACCGAGUCAUUGUCGUCGUGGGUUCCUCAUCAAUUUCAAAGAAAAUCACGCUUAAUGCCACUGGAGAGAUUAAAGAAGAUGAAAACGGUGGCGAUGGUGAGAACAUUGUGGAGGUUUCACCGGCACAAGAGGCGGUGAUUAGGGUUUUUGAGAGAAUAAUUAAGGUUGCGGCGGAGAGCGAUGGAGUGUCGGUGGCCGAUGGAGGAUUGGUGUCUGUGAGGUUGUUGACGGAGACGAGUCAGGCGGGUUCGGUGAUUGGAAAAGGAGGGAAAGUUAUUGAGAAGAUUAGGAAAGACACUGGGUGUAAACUUAAGAUCUUGAGCUCUGAAAAGUUGCCGGCUUGUGCCUUGCCUACCGACGAAAUGGUGGAGAUAGAGGGCGAUAUUCUGUCUGUUAAGAAAGCUCUUGCUGCUGUCUCUUGUCGUCUGCAAGAUUGUCCACCAGUUGACAAAUCAAGGAUGAUCAGAAGCAGAAAUUUUGAGGCAGUUCCCUGGGAGCCUGAUUCACACAUGGAUUUUCCUCUGCCUCGGAGUUCAAUGCUUCAACCUGUGCCAACCAGCUCUAUCAACUAUGCCUCAGGAGGUCAUCCUUUAUCAUCAGAGGCUGACAGGGUUCCGACCAUGGACUCAAGAACGUCACAGCAAGAGGUGGUUUUCAGGAUCCUUUGCUCCAACGACAAGGUAGGAGGUGUUAUUGGCAAGGGAGGGUCCAUUGUCAGAGCUCUUCAAAGUGAAACAGGUGCUUUGAUAAGUGUUGGAGCUUCUCCGCCUGAUUGCGAUGAACGAUUAAUAACUAUUACUGCAAAAGAGAAUGCAGAAUCAGGGUACUCACCUGCACAAAAUGCUGUCAAUCUUGUUUUCAGUAGAUCUGUAGAGGCUGGCAUUGAGAAGGGACUAGAUUCGGGAGUAAAGGGAUCACCUGUUUCUGCACGACUAGUUGUCCCAUCAAACCAAGUUGGUUGUUUGUUGGGAAAAGGAGGCACAAUAAUUUCAGAGAUGAGGAAGGUGACUGGUGCUGGCUUACGGAUUAUUGGAGGUGACCAAGUCCCAAAGUGUGCUUCGGAAAACGAUGAAGUUGUUCAGAUAACUGGCGAGUUUGUAAAUGUACAAAGUGCUUUGUAUAAUGUCACUGGUAGGCUGCGGGAUAACCUCUUUCCUGGUAAAAUGUUGAAUGGUCCUGGAACAAUAAGCAGUUCUUCGGUGAUAAGCGAGUUCAGCCCCUACGGUAGAGUAAGGGAUCCUCCUUCUCUUGGGUUUCAUCCAUCUGUUGGUGUCUCUCAUAGUCUUGAUCGACACGGUACUUUGACUCAGAGUAUGGAUCAUCUUGGACUGACACACAAUUUAGAUCGUCCCCCAUCACCAAGGUUAUGGGCUUCGCAGGCUGUAGCUGCAGUAAAUCCAAGGGAUGCCGGGGAUGUAGGCAGAAGAUUAACUUCCAUCAAAGGGGGAGUGGAACUUGGAAGUGGAAACCGAUCUGCUAUUGUAACAAAUACAACAGUGGAAAUUGUGGUUCCUGAAAAUGUUAUUGGCUCCGUCUAUGGAGAGAAUGGUAGCAAUCUGGCUCGUCUAAGACAGAUUUCUGGUGCAAAGGUCAUUGUGCACAAACCUCGUCGUGGAACAACCAAUCAGAUUGUAAUUAUAUCUGGGACUCCCGAUGAAACCCAGGCAGCUCAGAGCCUCCUCCAAGCAUUCAUACUUACCGGGCCAUCAUGACAAGAAUUGAAUCACAACGAUAGAUUGUUUUCAUUCAAAAUUUCACCAAGGAAAAUACAGCCACUAAUGAUCCAUAGUUUAGUUGAUAUUCUUGUCAUUCCAACGACUGUGUAUGAAAGUUACUGUGUUUUAAACCCCCUGUUUAUGCCAAUCCCAUCAAUUUUGUCAUCCCAGAUUUGAUGGGUAAACCUGUUGCUUUGAAGCAGGUGCUAAUAUUUAAACUUUCUGAUACUGUGGAGGUGCUAGUAUGAAUUGCAUAUGGUUAAGAGGAUGAACAGAACCCUGUAAUGUGUCUGGCUGGCAUUGGUCACACCAGAAGCCCAUAAUUCUGCAUGUCAAAAGUAAUAUAUAGAUGAGAAUAUAGCACCAAUGCCAUUGCUGUCUAGUCUCCUCAUUGAUCGAU